AUGGCUGGAGGCUCCUUUCCACGUCUGGUGCUUCUGCUGGCCUGUUCCGGGGUACUCUCCCAUGAGGCUGAGUCCGAAGCAACAGACGUGGAUGGCUUGGCACUGCUAACGUCCCGCACACGGCCACACAGGGCUCAGAGACGUGGCCCACGGAUCCCGGCAAAUAUUCUGUUUAACUACAAGAUCAACUUGUUCGAGUCCCGGCUACAUGGUGAUGACGAUGACACCGAGCUGCUUCGGGUUCUGAGAAAGAAUUGCGAGCACACGGUGGACAGCUUCGGCGGGGACGUGGCCAAGGUGUAUUUCUACGACGACAAGGUCUGCAUCGCCGAGCUCAAGAAUUUGGAAGGCUUUGACGGCAAGAGACUCGCCGCGGGCUUCAAAGCCUUCAAGAACGGCAGGUUCAAGUCCGACCUGUGUCGCUUGGUCCAGCUCUACAACCAUGGCGGCUACUACUUCGACACUGACAUCCUGCCGGUGCGCUCGGUGCGGAAGGUCCUGGAGGAGGAGACGACUUUCGCGACGUCCCGGUCGGUCUUUCAGAACGAGAUUUUCCAGGCUUUCCUGGCUGCAACUCCGAAGCACCCCUUCAUUGCUGAGCAGUUGCGGGAGUUCGAACAGUGGCUUGCAGAGAAGCACGAGGAAGAUGAGCAUGUGAACCUGGGAUGUUGGUUAUUGCAACGGAGCCUGGCGAACUGGGAUCAUCGCGUGAACGACCACCCCGUGGUGAAGAAGGACUCUGAAGUCGUCCGCUUCUUCCAGGAGGACAACAUCGAGAAUCUGAAGGGCAGAUAUCGAGGCCUGCUGGCAGGCAAAGCCAAGUGGAAGGAGUGUCGCGUGGCCGUGGUCGAUGAGGCUAUCGAGCAGGUCGUCAUGUACUCCCGGGUCGUCACGACAAACCACCACGACGUGUGCACAGAGGAGCUGGACAUCUUGGACUCGGAAGUCUGA
This is a messenger RNA of Symbiodinium natans, 951 nucleotides long. NCBI's taxonomy places the organism in Eukaryota, Dinophyceae, Suessiales, Symbiodiniaceae. The record is from the annotation of a GenBank genome assembly.